Dreissena polymorpha is the source of this 3832-nucleotide messenger RNA. Its product is annotated as serine/threonine-protein kinase dst2-like. NCBI's taxonomy places the organism in Eukaryota, Metazoa, Mollusca, Bivalvia, Myida, Dreissenidae. The transcript has 13 exons. The record is from RefSeq and is a predicted model, not a curated record. Gene Ontology annotation, molecular function: ATP binding; protein serine/threonine kinase activity. Gene Ontology annotation, biological process: peptidyl-threonine phosphorylation; peptidyl-serine phosphorylation. The coding region runs from base 99 to 2969 and encodes 956 amino acids.
UACCGGGAAACAUAAACAUCAACAAUCUGGUUUUUAUUUAUGUAUUGUUUUGUUUUAGUAGUACUGAAUAUAUAUGAACAAAGUAAAAAACAAAACAAAUGUCGAUGAGUCUAAAUAAUUGGAAAUCUGCAUUUCAUUCGCCGAAUCGAGGUGGUGAGACAAAGCAUGUGGAAGCCCCUGCAUUUCGUCUGGCGCCAUAUGCUGGUGGUGGACUGUACAGACUUUAUCACCUCAUCAAAAUAGACACAGUGCCUGAUCUUCCAGAGUAUGGCAUCCACACCAAUGCUGCGGGCCACUUUACCCCGCAGAGCAGCUGCAUCAUGGGACUGCGUUACAAAGUGAAGAAGAUCCUUGAUUCUAAUGGCCAGUCAUCCGUGGUGGUAUUGGCUCAGGAUCUGUUUCGUGGCGGAGAGAAUGUCGUUGUGAAGGUUCUGCAUUCAAAGUUCUACGCUCUCGGUUUUCAAGAGAGCAGUGUUCUGCAGAGACUGGCAAGGAUGGACCCUCUCAAUCAUUCUCAGACUCUGAGACUGUUGGCUACCCUGACGUUUGACAGCCAUUACUGCCUGGUGUUUGAACCACUUCUGGCUAUGCCACUGACCAGCCUUUUCCAAGACAGGCCACAGUCUCAGCGUCUCCAAGAUAUCAGGAGGGUGGGGCUUCGUCUCCUUUGCUCCCUGGGCUUCCUGCAUCAGCAGAACUUGAUACACACAGACCUGAAACCAGACAACAUACUGCUGAAACAUGCUAGGGAUGUUGACAGUGUACACAUUGUGGAUUUCGGUAACACCCUGCACUGUGUGCACAGCGAGAUGUCACUGUAUUACAAGGAUUUUGAGCUGCAAACACCGCUCUACAGGGCACCUGAGGUGAUGUUUGGUUUGCCGUUUGGUCCGGAGAUCGACAUGUGGUCCCUAGGGUGUAUCCUGGCAGAGCUGUACAUAGGACAUCCCAUAUUCUUGGGGACAUCAAAACAUGAGAUUCUUACACAGAUUGUGAAACUUCUCGGGCCACUGCCUAGUCAGGUAUUCAGACGUGGGAAGUACUUUCACACUUAUGAGCAGUUUACAGAAGAUACCAACGGGCAGAAUGCCACACUACGGCUACACGAACAUCUCAACUGUGGUGACCUCAGCUUUGCCAAUCUCUUGGCUGGACUGUUAGCAUACAGACCAGAGGAUCGUUUGACUGCUGCUGAGGCAUCAAGGCAUCCUUUCUUUGCAAGCUCUCUGCCCCUGAGUUUUCUUAAUAUGCUACCUGGUACAAAGGAUCAAUCCAGGAGCACUUUCCUGACAGAUGUGUACCAAUACAAGCCAAAAGUGUCCCCUGAUAUAAAGAGAAGACAACCCACUUCCAUGGAUUUACUAAAAAUGGGUACAUCAGAGCUGCCCCCCUUAGAUCAAGUGACCAUCAUAAAACCAUCUCCAGUAAAAGGAAAAGUCCCUAACCAAAGCCAUGAAUCGAAUUAUUCUGCAUGCCAAGGGGAGGAAAAAGCUGCUAUAAGUGAUUUGUCUAUGUUGAGAAAUGUGUCCAAGGGAAUUGAGCAUGGAAAAUUCUCUGACAAUAUCAAAAACAAGAUGUCAAAACUUCUGGAAGAGAUCAAGAAAGAACAAAAUUGGGCUGAAGUAGAUUUGGAUAGAAAGCAUGCUCAUGGAAGACUUAACAUGCUUACAGAGUUUGCAACAAAUGUUGAAAGACCUUGUGCGAAGUAUGGGAUUGUGGUUACAAAAGGUAGAUCAUUCGAAGACAAGGGUACACAAUUUACAUGUUCAGCCAGAGAAGACAAAAAACUUUUAUUUACUGAAAACCUUGAGGAAAGAAAAAUGGUCACACAGGUGGAUACUGAAGCAUCUGAAGCUCACAGAAGCAAAGAAACUGAUGAUGGGAUUGCAAGAGGGAACAUCGUGCAAAAUAAGAAUGGAAUCGGCAGAAAACGCACUGCAAAGGAGAGCAUUGAUGUAGAUAAUGACUCAGAGUACAUAGAUCUGUUGUCACCGCCAAUGGGAAAGGAAGGCAAGCAGCAGAUGCCAUCGGACUGUGGCUCGAUAGAAAGGAAAAGACACAUGUAUGGGAGUCACUCAGGUAAAAAGAGGACAAACUAUCCAGCGACAACUGCUGGGCACAAACCCAGACAGUUGCAAGAAAUGAGAACAGAAUGCAGUGGUUCUCAAAAUGAUGAAAACUGCAUCCAAGAAAGAAGGAAUCUUUCAUCAGGCUUUCAGUCCACGGAAGCAAAUCCUGUUGUGUCAGGUGAAAAUGUAGACAAUUAUUCAAGAAAACGCACACACCACAAACAAAACAAUGAAACUGUCUCUAGUGGAGUUUUCAGGAGAAGGGAAAGCAAGGCAGCUUUGUUUGAGGGAAUUUCACAGAACGUUCUUCCUACACCAAUCAAACCUGUUAAAUAUAUGAAGCCCUACAGUUUGGAAAGUCCUGAAAUAAUUUACAAACGGCCUUUGACCGACAAGAAAGAAGCACCUAUCAAUCAAAAUGACAGUGGUUUUAAAAACAUUACAAGUUCUGUAGAUUCUAUUGGACUGAAGUCUUCUAUCAACCGAUAUUCUUCAGAAAACUCUUCCUACAGUUCUGAUUCUGCCAGAGCAUCUCUGAAUACUGCUUCCAACACUGGCAGAAGAAAAUCAAGACCACUCUCCGGUGGGGAAGACAAUACAGAGACGGUGAUAUCGGCACUGUCCCAGCAGCCGACGUCUGUUGACACAUUGCCGACGCCGGCAGAAAAGCCGACCAACGAGCUGCAGAUUGUUGAUGAGAACGGGGAGCCAGUAAACUGGCAAGACGAAACAAGAUACUGCUUGUGCAAUCAGGUCUCGUACUGCGAUAUGGUUGGAUGUGAUAACGAUGAUGUAUGUAUGCAUAUCUGCAGUUUGAUUGUAGGCAAAUUUAUUGUAAUUUGGAAAUUCUUAGUGGUGCUGAUGAUAAUAAUGAUGUUUGCAUGCCCUUAUGUGGGUUGAAUAUAGGAUAAUUUCUUGUGAAUUGCUAAUAAUGCCCAUCUUCCAAGAAGGUGUAUAUUGUUUUGCUGGAUGUUGGACGGUCUGUCUGUCUGUCAACCAGUUCGUUUCCAAUCAAUAACUCGUCAACAAAUUGACCCAUUGGCUUGAUACUUCACAUGUGCAUUGGCCUUGAACAGUAGAUGACCCCUUUUGAAAUUGGGGUCACUAGGUCAAAGGUCACUAUAACACUAAGUGUGAAAAUUGUUUCCAAUCAAUAACUCUUCAACCAAUUGACCGAUUGGCUUGAUACUUCACAUGUGCAUUGGCCUUGGACAGUAGAUGACCCUAUCAAAAUUGGGGUCACUAGGUCAAAGGUCAGGGUCACUCGAAGUGUGAAAAUCGUUUUCAAUCAAUAACUCGUCAACCAAUUGACCGCUUGGCUUGAUACUUCAUAUGUGCAUUGGCCUUGGACAGUAGAUGACCCCUAUUAAAUUUGGGGUCACUAGGUCAAAGGUUAAGGUCACUAUUACACUAAGUGUGAAAAUCAUUUAUGAUCAAUAAUUGUCAACCAAUGGACCAAUUGGCUUGAUACUUCACAUGUGCAUUGGCCUUUGACAGUAGAUUACCGUAAUGACUCUAUAUUUUCGGACACUUACAAAUAUUUUUUUUAUUAAACUUAGAUAUGAAAAAUAUUCACAAAAUACAGGUAUCCGAAAACUUAGUAGAAAAUUGAAGUGUCCGAAAAUAGCGUCAAUUGUAUCAACGACUACCGGUAAUAGCACGCGCUUGUAAAAUACCAUGCCGUAUAGUAUAAAUUACAGUUAUAUAUGUUUGCACUGAAUUUUAAAUGCUUAAUUUAUUCAAAGACCUAUAGAUAUUAUAGG